AUGUCAAUCUCAACUUCACCUCACUCACACCUUCUUCCACAAAACCAUAACCACUUUCUCUCCAACCACCGCAUCCACAUCACCACCACUCUCUCCCUCCCCUCGCCGCGCACUUUCAGGCCUAUCAAGUGCGCAGCCACGCCCACCCAGCUGCAGGACCCCCUCCCGACCCAGACCCAGGCCCAAGAGCGCGUCUUCAACUUCGCCGCCGGCCCCGCUACCCUGCCGGAGACCGUUCUCCUUCGCGCCCAGUCCGAGCUCUAUCUCUGGCGUGGAUCCGGCAUGAGCGUCAUGGAGAUGAGCCACCGCGGCAAGGAUUUCACCUCCAUCAUCGAAAAAGCCGAGUCAGAUCUACGCACCCUGUUGCAAAUUCCGCCGGAAUACUCCGUCUUGUUCCUCCAGGGUGGAGCCACCACCCAGUUCGCCGCCGUGCCGCUCAAUCUCUGCGCCCCCGAAGAGCCCGUCGAUUACGUCGUCACCGGCUCGUGGAGCGACAAGGCCUUCAAGGAGGCCCAAAAAUACUGCAAACCCAGUGUGAUUUGGUCUGGGAAAUCUGAAAAAUACACCAAGAUUCCAUCUUUACAGGGUUUGGAGCAGAAUCCAGAUGCCAAAUAUUUGCACAUAUGUUCAAAUGAGACUAUUCACGGGGUUGAGUACAAGGACUACCCAACCCCAACAAACCCCAAUGGUGUUCUUGUUGCUGAUAUGUCUUCAAAUUUCUGUUCCAAGCCUGUCGAUGUGUCAAAGUUUGGUGUCAUCUAUGCUGGUGCACAGAAGAAUGUGGGGCCCUCUGGUGUGACCAUUGUGAUAAUCAGGAAUGAUCUGAUCGGGCACGCACAGGGUUUGACUCCUGUGAUGCUUGAUUACAAGAUUCAUGCUGAGAACAGGUCUCUCUACAACACCCCGCCUUGCUAUGGCAUUUACAUGUGUGGAUUGGUGUUUGAGGACCUGUUGGAGCAAGGUGGGUUGGGGGAGGUUGAGAAGAAUAAUGUGAAGAAAGCUGAGAUUUUGUAUAAUGCAAUUGAUGCGAGCAACGGGUUUUAUAAGUGUCCGGUGGAGAAGUCUGUGAGGUCAUUGAUGAAUGUGCCCUUCACCUUGGAGAAAUCGGAGCUGGAGGGUGAGUUUAUCAAGGAGGCUGCGAAGGAGAACAUGGUUCAGCUAAAGGGGCAUAGGUCUGUUGGUGGCAUGAGGGCUUCUAUUUACAAUGCUAUGCCUUUGCCUGGGGUUCAGAAAUUGGUUGCUUUCAUGAAGGACUUCCAAGCCAGGCAUGCUUAG
Molecule: messenger RNA, 1275 nt
Organism: Sphenostylis stenocarpa
Lineage: Eukaryota; Viridiplantae; Streptophyta; Magnoliopsida; Fabales; Fabaceae
Source: the annotation of a GenBank genome assembly